GGUGGUGGAGGUGGUGGUGCUGGUGGUAAAUGUGGUGGCUUUUCCAGUCCUAAUGGAUUUAGCAGCCUGCUGACUCUUGAUGGGUGUGUGAAAACUCCAAGGAUUAUCCUGAAAGGAUUUACUACUUUGAAGUUAUCCCUGGCUGAUUUUUUUUUCUCCUGUUGCUCGGGGAAGAAAAGGGCCAGGCUAAAGGGUGAAACAAAAUCAGAUUCAGAAAAAAAAAAAUCCUUGACGAUUUGCGCCUUAACCUUCUCCGCCGUCUGCGCGAGGGACAGCAGCCAAUGCAGGCAUCACUGGACAUGACUUUUACAAAUAUGACAGAUCGCCUCAGAUUGCUGCCUCGAGGGUGGACACUUCGUGACUUUUACUAGCCUAAUGAAAUAGAUGGCUGAAGUACCCCAUUGAGUUGAAAGCGUGAAAAAUCUCACUAAUAGGUUUAUUUGCUGUCAGAUACGUGCAGAUCCACUGCCUUGGACCACUUCACUUUGCAUAUUUCAUAGUUGAGUAAGUUGGCUUUUCAAACCUCUGCUGGAGUUCCAAGAGGAGAAAUCUUGUGCUUAUAGCCGUGCUGGAGGCGAAUUUUGCAGAGAUUUUUUUCACUGCAUUUUAAAAACAGUCCUUCCCGCCACUCCUUGCCAAAACGUAAUAAUUAAAAAAACAAACUGCGGAGCCAUCUCUACAUGUAUAUCAUUUUCAUGAAUAUUGAUGGUCAUUAUAUAUUCUCGUCUGGAUCUGAACUGAGAUUUAUUCAAAAUAUCAAAUUGGACUGCAUUCCAGGAUGAAAAGCUGGAGACUUGCUUUUGUCGCCGCCGUCCUUUCGUUACAGGUUGCCUUUUAUCAGGAGGUGAAUGCCAAGAAGGAAAGAAAGAAGCUUAAAGAGGCAAACCAGCACACCGAGCCUUACAAUGCCACCGUUUCGAACAGUGAGGAGCUUCCUGAUGUUCGAGAUCACCCAGUUGAUCCUCGUGGCUCCUGGUUUGAAUUUAUAAAGCCACGUGAUGAUAAACAGAAAAAGAAAUGUAAUAGAAAGGAGAAGAAGUCUUUACCUGGACCUGCUGGCCCUCCUGGUCCUCCUGGACCUCCGGGACCCCCAGGAACUGAACUGACCCAGGAAGCACUUUUAAAAGAGUUCAAAGAGUUGAUCCGAGAAGCUACAGAGAGAAGAGCAGAAGCGGCAGUCAACCAUCGCUUCAAUUUCACUCUGCCAUCUCCUCCCGUAACUCUUCCUGAGAGUUUUGCCCCCUACAGGAGAGUGGAGCAAGCAUUUCACAGCAAACUCAAAGGACCCAUAACUGUAGACAAGAAGACACUUGUGGAGCUUCACAACUUUCAAACACCAACUACAAAGGGUGCAUUUCAGAGGGGAACUGGAAUGAACUUAUUAACUGGCCGUUUCACAGCACCUCUGUCUGGAAUCUAUCAGUUCUCAGCAAAUAUUCACAUCGACCACAGUGAAUUAAAAAGCAAGGGCCAGCUACGAGCAAGAGACAACGUCAGAGUGCUGAUAUGCAUUGAGUCCCUUUGCCAUGGAUACACGUCAUUAGAAAUGAUUGUUGGACUGGAGAGCAACAGUAAAAUAUUCACAGUGUUCGUUCACGGUCUACUGGAGCUUCAGGCUGGACAAUACACAUCUGUAUUUGUGGACAAUGGAUCUGGGGCCCCCAUAACAGUACAGAAUGGUUCUGACUUCACAGGCUUGUUCCUGGGUGCAUAACUCUAUCUGUUUAUAUAAAUGAACAUUUAUUACUCUGCCAUGAUGGAAAGAGUGAUUAUCAUCAAUACAGUAAAUGAUGAUGGUGAGGAGGUGGAAGAGGCAAAGCUGGAUUCUUUUUAGGUUCCUGCUAAAGAGGAAGGUCAUUAAAACAUUGAAGCAUAUGGAAAGCCUUUAGUCUCUUUACUACUC
Molecule: messenger RNA, 1903 nt
Organism: Erpetoichthys calabaricus (reedfish)
Lineage: Eukaryota; Metazoa; Chordata; Cladistia; Polypteriformes; Polypteridae
Gene: c1qtnf12
Product: C1q and TNF related 12
Exons: 8
Coding region: 779-1714 (311 amino acids)
Molecular function (GO): hormone activity
Source: RefSeq, a predicted model, not a curated record